AUGCCCGGGAGCGAACGUCGUCGUCCCCGAGCAGCCACAUGCGAGGAUUGGGAUGAGGUGACUCAGCAGGCCCUCCCAGGCUCGAAGACCACUGCCAAUGUCGCCAUCAAACGAUCUCAGCAAGAAUUAAUUGCCAAGCAAGACUCCCAAAACGUUCGCCAUGAUGGUGUUGAUUCAGGCUACGCCAGCCGAGCGGAUACCCUAAUCAGCGAAUCUACUAAUACGAGUCGGCGAAAAAUGCCGGGCUUGAAGCUCGACACUGCUGCAAUUCCUGAGAGAGAGCGACAACCUUAUCACCUCCCCCAAACUCCUCCAUUGAAGUCACGCCGUCAGUCCUCAUCUCAGGCCAAAGACCCAGCACCCGAACAACGAUCUGUCAGGACCAAGACGAUCGUGCAUGAACGUGGCUCUUGCUGGGUCUGCGAUCAGUACGGAAAGCAUAUCGACAUUACAAAGGAAAUGUCACGGGCAUCUAGCGUAGCUCCUCCGCCUCCUUCUCCCACAGCCACCAGGCAGGCUGCACCAAAAAGUGCAAAGGACGAUGACGCUUUGCCUAUCAAGUCAAGACGGUCAUCUUCUGGCCGCCAACCGAGACCCUUGAGCAUGAUUCCGAAUGGAGCUGUGCCUCUACAGUACAUCAAUCAAGCGGUUUAUGGCCCCCCAGUGGUGUCAGCGCCCGGAUGGGCCACUCCUGUCACACCGUCGAUGCCGUACAGCCCCGUGUCCUAUUCAUAUGCUCCUCCUGGGGCCCUGCCGACUCAUUCAUUCGCGCCUUAUCAACCAAUGCCUUCUUUUUACGACCAAGCGCCUCCUCCCGAGCCUCGCUCAGCCAAACCAAGUCGACGAUCAAGCCCCGUCCCCAAAUCAAGUGCUUAUGGCGAUCCAGUUAUCCGACAAGGCCAUCAUGAGCCAGGAAUGGCAAGCCUGGAAAGAGUCUCCUCAAAAGAGAACCGACCUACGCCGCCAUCUCAAAAGUCCGCCCGGAGCACUAAUAACGAUCGUGCCAUCAUGCCACCACCACCAAAACCUAAUCCAUCUGAGAUCAUUCUGGCUCGGAGGCCAAGCAAUCGAAGGUCCAAGGCGUAUUAUCCUCAGGAAAUACUUCCUCGAGAGCCGUUAUCAUACGAACCAGAUCGAUUCGAUGAGGAAGACAUUGAAUAUCGAGAAUCUCGUGCUCCUCCUUCUACUCUCCGUGGACGAAAAGAGUCUGCUUCUCGCCCACCUACGUCGUACCGAGCGCCGGCUAUCAUCGAAAACCGCGAUCGACCCACCUUACCAAAGAAAUCGGUCUCCUAUUCUACACCAACUGCUACGACUAAGGUUGCAUCAUCUAAACCAGGCCAUGCUUCUCGCCGCACGAUCCUCCCGUCGGUGCCACUAGAACAAAAGGAGGCUGAGGUCGAAGAGUACCAGAAGCAAACCAACAAUGCCUCUAACGACCUAACUGUCGAAGCGCUUCGUGAUUUCAAUCAUCGCAACUCGAGCUCAAGGUCUGAAACGGGGAGCAGCUAUAGCGUCAAAAGUCGGCAGUCCUCAUCUAAAGAUUCAUCUGGACGCGGAAGAAGCCACACGAGACUUACGAAGACUAACAUUACUCUUCCUUCCGGUGUCAGCAUGAGUAUUCCUGGCGGUGUCAGCAUGAAUAUUCCCACAGAUUAUAUGUCCAAGGACGGUCGACCCCUCAGUAUCAACUUUGGAGGCCUUGUUCUGUCAGUUGGUACAGAAGAGAAAGAUUCAGUUGAAGGAAUCAAAGAACAAAAGAAGACCGAGCGAGCUUCCAGCGUCACAAGCCGUACCUCGAAGAAAAGUGUCUCGAGCAGUGUCAUCUCCAACCGGGAUAAGGAUCGCGAUCGUGAGGUUUCAGGGCAAUCAUCUAGACGACCUUCCCAGUCAUCCAGGAGAGCUUCCUAUGUGGAAGAGCGGGCUCCCGCUGUGAAAACGAGUGGUCAAAAUAGUCGAGCUCCAAGUGUAAAUGGGCGCAGCUAUGAGUAUACUAGUCGCCAGAGCAUCGAUUAUAGCAAAGGAUUCGAUGAAGCCGUCUACGGCGCUUGA
Messenger RNA from Rhinocladiella mackenziei CBS 650.93, 2052 nucleotides. RefSeq lists its product as uncharacterized. The record is from RefSeq and is a predicted model, not a curated record. The transcript has a single exon. Bases 1 to 2052 code for a protein of 683 amino acids. NCBI's taxonomy places the organism in Eukaryota, Fungi, Ascomycota, Eurotiomycetes, Chaetothyriales, Herpotrichiellaceae.